Molecule: messenger RNA, 5152 nt
Organism: Danio rerio (zebrafish)
Lineage: Eukaryota; Metazoa; Chordata; Actinopteri; Cypriniformes; Danionidae
Source: RefSeq, a predicted model, not a curated record
GGGCGUUUCGCGCAUGCGCACUAUUCCCUCUCCUUUUUUUCCAGGCCAGUGCGGCAGGCGGACCGCAGGGAGAGGGAGAGAUUUUAGGAAGGACAGUUAACAAAAGUUGAAGAAGCGGAAGAAAUCAUGACACCAAACGGUCAGCUCAUCGAUCGCCUCUCCUCGCCAUUCAGCGUGACAUCCCUCAUCAUGGCGCUCGUGUCACACAUGAGAUAUUGAUUUUUGGCAUCGACACCAACUUGAGGAUAAUAUGCCGGGAAACGGAUGAGAACUAACGUUACCGCAGUCGCCUGGAUUUGCUUUUUGGAUAUUGAAUCCUGUGCUCGGGGGUUCGUUUUUCCACUCGUGUAGCCUAAUUAGUGUUUGAGAGGAGAGUUACCGGAUCCGUUAUUUUCCAGAUCAUAUUUGAGCAUGGGAAUGUCGUCUCUGAGCUCAUAGUCCCGCGGGAAAUGAUGCAGCCGCGCGUGGACGUCAAGAUGGGAGAUGCCGCAGAGAUCAAGGAGAGCAGGAGGACCUUCAUCGUGCCCUCCAUCAAAUCUAUGGAUCACUAUGACUUCAGCAGGGCCAAGAUAUCCUGCAGUUUGACGUGGCUCAUCGCCAAAGCCUUUGGAUCUGACUGUGUGCCAGUGGAGUUGGAGGACCCUUUUUACCGGGACCAGUAUGAUCAGGAGCAUGUGAAGCCUCCUGUUGUGUCUCUGCUUCUUUCUGCUGAGUUGUAUUGUCGUGCGGGGAGUCUGAUUCUCAGGAGCGACGCAGCUAAACCUCUUUUGGGUCAUAACGCCGUCAUCCAGGCCCUCGCUCAGAAAGCCCUGUAUGUCACUGACCAGGAGAGACUCGUGACUGAGAGAGACCUCUGCAAGACCCCUAUACAGAUGAGCUCUCACCUGGCAAUGAUUGACACGUUAAUGAUGGCCUACACGGUUGAAAUGGUCAGCGUAGAGCGAGUUCUAAGCUGCAUCCAGAAAUUCACUCCUUUCCUUCCUGAGGAAGACUUUCCUUAUGAUGCUGAAGAGGCUGUGACAACAUGGAUCAACAAGGUAAAUGAACAUCUGAGAGAGAUUUUGGCCUUGGAAAAGAAUGCUAAAGGUGCAGACGAACCCUCCACUCUUCAAAAGGGGCGUUACAGAAGGGACGAAUCUAAAGCUCAUCCAGCACUUUGUGUCCCCCUAGUGGACAGUCUUUUGAAGGACAACACAGACGGCUGUGCUCUGGCUCUGCUGCUGCACUUUUACUGUCCUGAUGCUGUGCCACUGGAAGAUGUCUGCGUCAAAGAAACGAUGUCAUUGGCUGACAGCCUGUACAAUCUCCAGCUGAUCCAGGAGUUCUGCAGAGAAAACCUCAACAACUGCUGUCACUUCACCCUGGAGGACAUGCUCUACGCCUCCAGCACCAUCAAGAGCAACUACCUUGUGUUUAUGGCAGAGCUGUUCUGGUGGUGUGAAGUUGUAAAACCGUCUUUUGUUCAGCCCCGCACUGUUAAUACCAAAGCUUCUGACUCAUCCCAGUCCAGUAAAAUGGCUCCCAUAACCAAACAGAACCUAAUCCACAGACCAGGCAGUCCUGAGCAAUCUAGGUCGCAACCUAACAAUGAUAGCUCAGCAGUUAUCAGGCGGUCGUCCUCCAUGUCAUAUGUGGAUGGAUGUGUAGGGACAUGGCCUAAAGAGAAACGGUCUUCAGCUCAUGGAAUAUCGUUUGAGAUUCCUCUUGAUGAUAGGACGAGUUCAUCUUCAGGACGUGGACUGAGCCGGUCAGUAAGCACAGAAGGUUUGGGUUUUAAAGUUCACCAUGCGGCCAGAGGUAUGCGGAGAAACCUUUCAUUCCAGCCGGUUAAUGGAAAUGCUCACAGCAAAAUACACGAGGAGGAUGGCGAAGACUCCAACAGACCGAUCAGCAGGCAUCGUCUGGGGACCUACACUGGGUAUACAAACGGUGUAUCGACAGGUAACCCAAGUCCUCCGUAUGAUGCUCAGCCCAGCACUCCUAGUAUAGAAGAAGCCCUGAAGAUCAUCCAUGACUCUGAGCGACCCCAGAGCAGCUUGCCGCCACCAUCUGGGGACAGCGCCUUUUUCUUGCACAACCCAUCUUCCUCUAACUCUGCCUCUGACCCCAAUGAACCAGAGGACUCACUUAACAAGGCCAGAGCAGAUGAUGCUGACCUGAAUUCCACGUCUACUGACAUGGACACUGGAAUCCACGUACGUACAGAGGACAUUCAGGAUGGACAGGAUGAGGAUUCGUCCUUGAAGGACUACUCAGACAUGGACCAAGACUAUGAGGCUCGUUCCUGUCCACUUCCAGACACGUCCGGCAGUCCGUGCCCAAGUCUUUUAGGAACAAGAUCUUUGGCAACCAGCAUGGCCUCCUCAUUGGGCUCAGCGAUACGCAUGACCAGCUUUGCCGAACAGAAGUUUCGCAAACUAAACCACGGCGAUGGCCGCAGCAGUGGCAGUGGUGGAAACACACCUGAAACUGCUGAACUGAACGCCACAACUCCAGGAGCAUACGGGACAGUUCGGUCAGUUACUCCUGACACACAUAGUCCUGCUCGAAUCACAUCCCCUCGUGAUCCUUCACACCUUCUGGCAUCCGAAAUGGUGCAGUUAAAGAUGAAGCUGGAGGAGAAACGCAGAGCCAUCGAGGCCCAAAAAAAGAAAGUGGAAGCUGCUUUUACGCGUCACCGUCAGCGAAUGGGCAGAACCGCCUUCCUCAAUGUGGUCAGACGUAAAGGAGUCGUUUCGCCACUUGGGGGCAGCAGUGAAGGCCCGGAUGGUCGAGAAAAGACAACCAAUGAUCCAGAACCCCAAAAGUCACCCUUAACUUUAAACGAUUCCAAUGCUAGGCUUGAGAGAUGCCGACCAGAUGGCGCUCCACCAAAAUCUCCUCUGGAGGAUGCAGGAGUAGAGGUGGACCUGACAGAGUACACUCGGUCAAUCGAACGCUUGAACACGUCUCUGGGCUUCCUGCAGUCGGAGAUGCAGCGGUUGGCACAACAGCAGGAGCGAAUCAUGCAGAUGCGUGAACACCAGAGUUGGGUGAUUUCACCACCAGAUCCUUCACCGCGGAAACAAUUUCGUGAACUGCGCAGUAGCAGUGUAGUUGGCCGAGGUUCGGUGGGAUCUCUCUCUCCUAUUUUAUCAUCCACCGGCUCUCCGCGCACUACACACCGCUCACCUUCUACAAUCAAAAGGAAAUCAGCAUCUUUUCAUGCAAGGACACCACGAACGCCAAGACCCAACGACCUUAAGGUCACUUCCUUCAGCCGCAUGCUUAACACGCCGCAGUCAGUGGACAGCCUUCCUCGACUUAGACGUGUCUUACCAAGUCAGCCGCAAAUCAGUUCAUUCGCCUAUUUGGGAUCUGAUGAAAGAGCUUUAAGUAAAGAGCAAAGCGAUAAAGAAAAGCCAUGUAAACCUGAAUCCAAAGACACAGCUGCAGAUCAGAUGAGUGAAAAACAGAAAGAGGAAAAAAGAGGUACUGGAGAGAGUGACAAACUCACAAAAGCAUUGACAUCUGAGGUCACGGCCAGUGGGAACACAAAUGAAGAAGAGUCUGAGGAGAGUAAGGAUUUGAUUGAGGUUCCUCUCUCGGUUCUGAAGCCUCUGGAUGGACAUGAGUUGGAGAGCAGCAGGGAAACAGAGACUGGACUAGGAUCCAAACCAGAUCAGAAGAUGUGCUGUGGGUUCUUCUACAGGGAUGACCUGCAGGGAGAGGAGGACAUUGCACAGAAGAAAGCAGCUCUGAUGGAGAAGAGGCUGCGGAGGGAGAAGGAGAUGCAGAUCAAGAAACAGCAACAGGAGGCUGAGAUAGAACAGAAGAAAGAAGCUGCACGAAUGAAAGUGGAAGAGGAACGUCAGAAGAAGGAGGACGAGAAGGCGAGACGGGAGUACAUAAAACAUGAGCAUAUGAGGAGGAAGCAGCUAAAACUGAUGGAGGACAUGGACAGUGUCAUUAAGCCCAGUCCUUCUGGAGCCAAGCAGAAGAAGCCACGGCCCAAAUCUAUGCAUAGAGACAUCAUGGAGUCUCCAAAACCUCCAGCACGGACAGCCACAGGGUCACGUCCUCGUGGAUAUUCUGUGUCCAGCAUAUCACUCGCCUCCCUGAACUUAGCAGACAAUGAGAGCAUCCAAUCAGAUAAGAGAACAUCCAGAGGCAGCAGACUGUCUCCUGGUAGUCUGUGUUUCUUUCUGAGCUCUCCUAAAGGGAGAAAGGGAAGGCCGGAGUCUGCAGAGGGCUUUCUGUCACCCUGUCCUUCUGUUAGUGGAAACGGGGAAAACUGGGAGCUGGAAUCAACAUCAUCCGCAGCAUCUAACACAGAAUACACAGGGCCAAAGUUGUACAAGGAGCCCAGUGCGAAAUCAAAUAAAUACAUUAUCCAGAACGCACUGGCGCACUGCUGCCUUGCGGGCCGCGUCAACGAGGGACAGAAGAACAAGAUCCUGGAGGAAAUGGAGAAAACCGAAGCCAACAACUUCCUGAUUUUGUUUCGAGACACUGGCUGCCAGUUUCGCUCUCUGUACACCUACUAUCCUGAAGCGGAGGAGAUGAACAAGCUGGCUGGCAUCGGGCCCAAGACCAUCACACCCAAAAUGAUCGAAAACCUCUACAAAUACAGCUCGGAUAAGAAGCAGUUCAGCAAAAUCCCCGCCAAGACCAUGUCGGCGAGUGUGGACGCCAUCACCAUCUAUAGCCACCUCUGGCAGAACAAGAAACAAAACACAGCCAAAAAACUCCUCAAAUAACACUUCUCUUAUAACGCACAUCCUGAAUGUAAAGAGAGAAAAUAGACUUCUGCAGGCUUUCCUGGAUGUUCAUUUGUGUUCUUCAACACACACUUGUCCCUUGUGUGUGUGUGCGCGUGCGUGCGUGCGUGCGUGCGUGUGUGUGUGUGUAUGCAGCACUGACGGAUGCGCUUUUUUUACGUGGUUUUAAUUUUAUGUGUUCAAUUUUGUGGCCUUAUGCUUGUCUUGUUGUGUCUUUUAUGCAAUGCUUACAUUUACUGAGUUCAUGAGCAAGCCAUUGCAUUGUUUGACGAUCAAUCUGCUUCAUAUUUGUUCGCAGAAAUGCAGGAGUAAAGGAAUAUUUAGGGACUCGCUACACUUGAAGAAGGUCUUGAAUGCAUUUAAUGUACUGGAAACAUCACAAAUGAACUCUC